UAUGCAUCAUGCAUGCAUGAAUUACUUAGACAUGCUAAAAAAACAAUAAUAAUGUCUCUGAUAUGUUAUUAAUAAAACACCUAUACGUUCCCGCUCAAUAACGACGAGCGUGUGUUUUUACAAGCAGCGAAGUGAACGCACAUGAAACAUCGCAUAACAAGACCAUGCAUGGCGAAUCAAAUUGGCUUUCUCGUGAUCUCGUUCGUUCUUUUAUCAAGUGCGAUAAAUUUUAUUGCAUGCAAAAUAUGUAAAUUUGAAGAAAAGUACAAAUGUGGAAUAGAAGAUUGCAACUGUCGUCCUGCCAGUCAAGAUGCCGUCGAAGGGAGUAAUUAUAGACGAUUUUUGGAUCUGAUUAAGAAUUUGAUUCGUCCUGAAGAUGAAGUUUGUGAUCGGUGCGAUGUGUUUUGCAAACAGGAAAAACACGUCAAUUGCGAACAUGGUACCUGUGGUGAACAAAAAGGUCGAAAAGGAUGUAUUUGUGAUGAUUGUUGGAGUGGGAAAAACUGCUCAAAAUAUCGAAACCGUCAACCAGAAUUCAAAGAGAGAUAUUAUGAUUCUGAAAUAAAGGAAAAUGCAAAUGUUGGUGAUGAAAUCCUCAAAGUUUCGGCAUUUGAUGCAGAUUUGGAGACAUGUGUUGAUAAAAAGAAUUGUCCUUGUGGUCGAAUCAAGUAUUCUAUCAGCAAGGGAAAUGAAGAUGGUUUGUUCAAUAUCAACGCAGAUACUGGAGUUAUAAGUUUGGCUAAGAAGCUAUCUGAUCAGUAUCAUUCUCAAAUUACUCUCUCCAUUCUGGCUGAAAAUGAAGCAGAUCUUAACAUCAUUGAAGACAACCAGAUUGAUAAACCUUCGGCUAUUGUUGGUAUAACUGUUACAACUGACGAUGAUGCUGUGAGAGUACGCCGAUCACUUCAUCACCGAACACGCAGAAGUGUAACGACAUACAACGCUCUUGUGGUGACUUUUGAAGCAGUCACCAAUCAAACAUUCUUUGCUGCUGGAUGUACAAUCAACUAUCGUCUGCAUGUAGUUCAAAAUCAGAGUGCCUCUCCAAAAGAACUGAGCUCAAUAACAGUGCAAUUCAGUUCUGAAAACCUUAAGCUCUCUGAAAAGUACUCGCUGAAUAUAUCCAAUAGCCCUGUCGUUGAAGAUAUCGGUAAUAGCCUCGACGCUGGCAAAGUACAGAUAAACAUUACAAAUUCCUUGCAAGUCAAUGGAAGUAUGGAAAUUAAAUUCAAUGGAAGUGUUCCAGCAACAUUAGAUCCUUUGACGCUGCUUCAAGUCGCUUUCACUAUGAACGCAACCGCAACGCCAUUAGGACAAGUAAUUUAUGGUCCAAAGUAUUCCACCGAACUUUAUACAACUUAUCCUCAGAUUACGUUAACACGUACCAACCAAGGAGUUGUUGAAGUUGAAAAAACCUUGCAUUACAACGUAGAGGUAACUUUGCCUUUUUUCGGUUUUUCAUUCACUCUGGCAAUCACAACAAUCCUGAACGACUUUCGCUUUCUGAGCAUUGAAAACGUGACCCUUGGUGCUAUAAGCGACUCCGUAAAUGCUGAUAUUAAAAAUCCCACGCCAAAAAAAUACACCGGAUCAGACGACAUCACAAGUCGAGUGACUUUGAAUUUCAGCAAUGUAAAGGGUGAAGAUAGAAAUCAAAGUAACAACACGAUCAAACUUUCAUUCUCAGUCAAAGUUAAUGAUCAUCAUUCGCUAAUGAACGGUUCAAAAUUUUGGAUUGGUAUUGGUUCUUAUGCAGGAAGUAUCAUGCUUGGAGUGACACAAGAUUUCAUACAGAUUUACAAGGAUGAACCUUAUCUAUUUGCCGAAAUCAAGGCCAUUAACAUUACAGACCCAGAAGUUAAAGAAUAUUUUAUAAACGACGAGGUUCAAUUUUCUUGGAACGUAAAGCAUGGAAAUGGUUCAUAUGAAGCAGCAAAAAAUGUGACGGUUUUAUUUUAUAUCCCAACUUCACUUGUUUACUUGAGCAACAGCAACAAAGAUGGUAAUGAAAUGCGUGUAAACGAUUCUACCAGCGGAGAAGACAUCCGUAAAUUUACACCGAACAUAGCUGGCAACUUCUCUCUAGGAUCUAUAUUAACUGGAAUAAUAAGAGUCAAAGUCAGUAAAACAGUAACACCAUUGGUUGAUUUGAAUGUGGGAAUUGGUAUCCGUUACCAGACAACAGAAGGUGAAGAUCGACCUUUUAAAAUGUACAAACCCGACCCAGGCUACAUUGCUGGCACACCUGAGUUUUCUGUGGCGGUAAAUCCCAACAUUACAAAAAUCAACAUCGGACAAGUUGUUGAAAUAACGCUCAAAAUCAAGAUUGAAAGAAUGAAUCUUGAUGGAAAUUUAUUUGUUUAUCUUCCUGAUCGAAAAAUCAACUCAACCAUCAUGCGAUUUGUAAUCAGUGAAUCUUUCAAUCAAAUAACUUAUGGUGUAAACAUUGAUGCCGAUAUCAAGAAUGCCACGCCCUCUUAUAGUUCAUCAGAUGCCGAUGAAACAUACGAAAAUAGUGCUGAACUAAAUUUUGGACAGAUUAAAAAUAAAAAUAUGACAAAAUACAAAUAUGAGGAUAACACGAUAACAAUGGCAUUCAAAGUGGUUUUGGAGGACAAUGAAAACGUGAAAAAUUUAUCAAACUACCCAGUAAAUAUUGGCAUGAAAACCAGUAACCAAACUGUUUGGGUCAGUAAAAUAAAUUUUAUUGCGAACAUUGCCCCUUCACGCCGACCAAAGGUUGAGAUUAUUGCAGCCUCAAAUGGUAGUGAUAGCUUGAAUCAAGGCUCUGUUGUGGAAUACAACUUCACAAUUUCUCAUAAAAAUGAUUCUGAUGCUCACGCACAAGAUGUUGAAGUAAUAUGGAUGUUACCUGUUUAUAUAAAGUAUCGAAAGCUCACGCAAAACCAACCAGUUGAUGUUCACCAUCAGUUGAUGUUAACCAAGUUACGAGAUAACGUCAAAUUUUCGUUAAAAAAAUUGGAUUUUGGCGAGAAAUAUUUCGUGUCUUUUACCGUUGAAAUCGAUCCUAAAAAUACGAAAACCAGUCCUGGCAAGUACUAUGCUGUUACUCCUGUGGCUUUAUCUUACAAGAAGAACCAAACGUAUUUUGAACCUUUGAUCCCGAUUUCGAUCGCCUUCACGGUUUCCGAGAAAACCCAAAAAUCGGAAAAUAGUGUUCCGGCAAAAAUAUCGGAAAUGCUUUAUAAUCGUGGAUAUUUGGUCGACAUGUCAAGGUCAAUCGUAUAUAUUUGCUCUGUUUCUUUGAAAAGGGACAAACCAAGCUGUUUUUGGACGAACACAAAUGGCAACACAUGGCAGGCUGUCCAUGUGUCUGUAAUCAACAUCAUUGGAAUUGACAACCAUACAAAGACAUUGUAUGGUAUCGGAAACAAUAAGAAAUCGUACAUGAAGUAUUCUCCAGAUGAGGAGAAAUGGUUUUCGAUGUUACCAGAGAUGUGGGGGAAAAUAUUGCCAACACUUUCUCUUAACAACACUAUCAAGAUUGAAGAUGGUUAUGAAAACGAAUCCGACCCUAAGAAGGAGAAACAGCGUGAUAUGGAGAAUGGAGAGAUAUGGGGAGCCAACAAACUUGGUCUCUUCCACUCUAAAAACGGCGCGAAAUGGAGUCGUAAGGCAUGUUGGGAUUGUUUCCAAUGAUAGCAUUUAUUACUAAAACUUUUUUCUUUUUCAUUUAUACAUUGUUUAACAGUGUCAGCACUGAGCCACUAUAUUCAAUAACAUUUAAUUAUAUGCGCAUGUUAAAUUCGUAUUUGUAUAUCGAUAGAUGUGUAUUGUAUAAUAUUGUAUAAUAUAAGCUUCACCA
Messenger RNA from Dendronephthya gigantea, 3826 nucleotides. RefSeq lists its product as uncharacterized. Bases 142 to 3660 code for a protein of 1172 amino acids. The record is from RefSeq and is a predicted model, not a curated record. Lineage: Eukaryota; Metazoa; Cnidaria; Anthozoa; Malacalcyonacea; Nephtheidae. Gene Ontology annotation, molecular function: cadherin binding; calcium ion binding. The transcript is spliced from 18 exons. Gene Ontology annotation, cellular component: catenin complex; membrane. Gene Ontology annotation, biological process: homophilic cell-cell adhesion.